Hordeum vulgare subsp. vulgare (domesticated barley) is the source of this 2207-nucleotide messenger RNA. Its product is annotated as folate-biopterin transporter 1, chloroplastic-like. Lineage: Eukaryota; Viridiplantae; Streptophyta; Magnoliopsida; Poales; Poaceae. The transcript has 9 exons. The coding region runs from base 35 to 1768 and encodes 577 amino acids. The record is from RefSeq and is a predicted model, not a curated record. Gene Ontology annotation, cellular component: membrane.
AGGAGGAGGGAGAGGAACAGAGCACUCCGCAAGCAUGCAGAUAGCCUUCAGCAGCUUCCUGCUCCCCCCGCCGUCGCCUCCGCUGCCCAGCCCCGCCGCGGCCGCCGCCUCCACCUCGUCGUCCUCGUACCUAGUGGCUGCGCACAGGGGCCGCCGCCGGCCGGAGCCUCGCUGCCGCUGCGGCCGCUCGCCGGAGAUACCCCCCGCCAACACCACCACCAGCGGUUCCGGCGACCGCCGCUCGUGCGGAGAGGAGGACGCCUCCGCCCCGCCUCUCCUCCCGGUAGAACUAGACGGCGCCGCCGCCUCCGCGGACAGCCAGACCGGAAGUGUGGUGCCAAGAUAUCAGGCAACUUCGACUAAAGGGGGCAUCAGGAAUGGAGAUUUUGAAAAAUGGGAAGACAAUAAACGUGGGACAGAUGGUUUAUCCAAUAACAAGUCCAGGUCAGGUUACUCCAAAGCAUUUGGGGUGGAUUUGUCCCCAGAUAAUGUGGCUGUUGCCACUGUUUAUUUUGUGCAAGGAGUUUUAGGUCUUUCCAGACUUGCUGUCAGCUUUUAUUUGAAAGAUGAUCUCCAGCUUGAUCCAGCAGAGACUGCAGUUAUAACUGGUUUCUCGGCGUUGCCGUGGUUGGUCAAGCCUCUUUAUGGUUUUAUCAGUGAUUCCGUCCCUCUCUUUGGAUAUCGAAGAAGGUCAUACCUAAUUCUAUCAGGACUCCUUGGAGCAAUUUCCUGGAGUUUGAUGGCAACAAUUGUGGAUGAUAAGUACAGUGCAGCGCUCUCUAUUAUUCUUGGAUCUCUUGCAGUUGCCUUCUCUGAUGUUGUGGUUGAUUCUAUGGUUGUUGAGAGAGCUCGAGGUGAGUCACAGAGUACAUCUGGAUCUCUCCAGUCACUAUGUUGGGGAUCCUCAGCCUUUGGGGCAAUUGUGAGCGCAUACUUCAGUGGUUCUCUAGUGGAUACUUAUGGUGUAAGAUUUGUCUUUGGUGUUACGGCAUUUUUACCUCUGAUGACAUCUGCUGUUGCUGUUCUUGUAAAUGAACAGCGCUUGCCUUCCGAAGAACGUUCCAUCUCACUCUCAAGUUCAGGGUUGAUUGAAAGCUCUAAGCAGCAGAUUAGGCAGAUUUGGACUGCUGUAAAACAACCGAACAUUUUCUUGCCUACUUUGUUCAUAUUCCUUUGGCAAGCAACACCACAGUCGGAUUCUGCCAUGUUUUACUUCGUCACAAAUAAGAUUGGAUUCACUCCAGAGUUUCUAGGGCGUGUCACACUCGUUACAUCUGUUGCAUCCUUACUGGGCGUUGGAAUAUAUAAUUCGUUCCUGAAGGCAGUUCCGCUGAGAAAAAUCUUUCUUGUGACAACAAUUUUAGGUUCUGCCCUUGGAAUGACACAGGUUCUUCUUGUCACUGGGCUCAACAGGAAGCUGGGGAUAAGUGAUGAAUGGUUCUCCAUUGGGGAUUCCUUGAUCCUCACAGUCCUUGGUCAGGCUUCGUUCAUGCCCGUGUUGGUGUUGGCCGCAAGAUUGUGUCCUCUGGGAGUGGAAGCGACGCUGUUCGCCACCCUGAUGUCCAUUUCAAAUGCGGGAAGUGUCGCAGGCGGUCUGGUGGGCGCGGGCCUAACUCAGUUUCUGGGUGUCACAAGGGACAACUUUGACAAUCUGGCUCUGCUGAUCGUGAUCUGCAACCUCAGCUCCCUGCUGCCUCUGCCUCUCCUGGGCCUCCUUCCAGAUGGAUCACCGGAUGCCGAUAAUGGGCAAACUACUAAAGUCGAUUGAAAUACUUGAGCUUCUCUUAGAGAUUAGACUCAGAGAUAGUCAGAUCCUGGCAUGAACUCGAUCACCUAGGGGGGGACAAGAUGGAAACUGCAGCCAACUUUGGGCAUUGGCUGGCGCAGUGUACGGUUGAGCGUUGAGAAGAGCACCCCCAGCAGAAGGUGAAGUUCCAGAUGACCGCACACCACGACGCACCAUGGCAGUCAAGAUUCAUGGUGGUAGUCUUCAUGCAUUUCAGACGAGGUUAGCUCGGCUGGGAAGCAGAUGGUGUUGCCUUGCCGUGCUGUUAGAUGCUCUGGUCUCUUUCUUAGGUAAACUAAACGGGGCAUAUGAACGAGAAGACUAGCUGCACCGUAUGACUCCAUGUAUAUACACACCGUCUCACUUUGCUAUGCAUGUAUAUACAGAUAUCCUUUCUUAAAGAAAGAAAACAAAUGUGGAA